AGUAGGCAUAUCCCUUUCAAUUAAUAAUAUGUCUGUUCGUUUGUUCUAAGCUAAAUGUAAAGUAGACGUUUUUAAAGGCUCUGGGAAGUCUACUACUCUACUUGAUUCACUCCUGUGCCGAUUCUCUCUUGUUUAGUGGUUUCAAGUGCCACCUUGUGUUUUUACUGAACUGUAGAUCAGUGUAUCCAGGUGAAAAGCUUGAUUAGUCAGGUCUGUACAGGUAGGUAACUACUACAGAACAGGAGGUGAGCUCACAGUUCUUGGGAGUAAAAGAAAACUAAAAAAAAUGUGUUGCGAGUAAACAGAAACCUCGCGCUUCCUGGAAUAUUCUACUAGUAUUGAUUUAACGAAUUAUAAUAUUUUGUAAUGCGGUGUUGUUGAUUAUUGACGAUACGUGUUCUGAGUGUUUUUAUAAGGAAAUAUAACAUCAAACACAGCUGUUAUCGGCGAACGUUCAAGGUGAAUGGCGAUGCUUUUGCAUUUAUUCAUACUGUAUCAACUGCUUCCCUGUGGAAACUUUGCUUGUAUGAGAAAGUUAUUACACACCACAGGGACAGAGGACCAGUCAAAAGAAGUUUUCAUGCAAGAGGAGCAGGCAAAUGCAUUCUUAGGACGCCAUCUAUUGGCCAACCGAUUUGACUUUGAGCUCUUCACUCCUGGGAAUUUGGAGAGGGAGUGCUUUGAAGAAGUCUGCAGCUACGAGGAAGCACGAGAGGUCUUUGAAAAUGUCCCUCAGACUGAUGACUUCUGGAAAAAGUACACCGAGGGUGACGACACGCGGCCAUCGCGGCUGGAUGUGACUGCCCUGCUCGUGGGUCUGAUUGUGGCAGGGGUGGCCAUCGUCAUCUUCGGCCUGUUGGUCUGGUACUUCUGCAAGGGGAGUUGUAAGGAUAACCUCUCACGUGCAGGCUCUGUUAGGGUGCGUCCAAGGCGCAGUAAUGCCUCGCUGAUCAUGCGGAGACUGGAUGAGGUCUCUCUGCAGCCUGUGCUCCUGCCCCCGCCGGAGGAGAUUGACCCCCCAGGCCUGCCCUCCUAUGAGGACGCCAUCGGCAAAUCCGGAACGCACGACGCCCCACCUCCUCCUUACCCUGGGUCGCAACCUGGAAGUAUUCGACGAUAGCACCUUUGACCUCGCUGGAUGAAUGUCUCCAUAUUGAGCAUCAUCAAAUGCUACUAAAGAGGUUUAGAUCUAUUUACUUUACAUGGUUGUUCUCCCCCGUGCAUGUUCAACAUGUGAUUUUAUUGGAUUGUAAUACCUUGUGAUAAUUGUAGAUCUGUGUGACUGAUUACCUCUUUACCUCUUCCAUUACCUGCAAUUCGCAAUGUUUAGCAUAUUUAUCUAUUUGUACAAAUGUUUAGCAAUUCUUCUGCAUGUGCCAAAGUUGAUUUAUUCCUCAUCACUGUAUUCCUCACUUUUGAGUUGGACCUGCUUUAACCCAUAACAACUAGUGAGGUAAUAGUUGACAUGAUACAUCUUAGUUUAACUGUAACCUGUCAACCUCUCUGCUUUUAUGAAUGGAAAAUGAAGCAUGAGAAACCGUAUUGAGUAUAUAACAGUGUCGGCUGCUGAGGGGAGGACGGAUCAUAAUAAUAGCUGGAACGGCGUGAAUGGAAUGGCAUCAAGCACAGGGAAACCAUGGAAACCAUGUUUAAUACCAUUCCACUGACUCCACUCCAGCCAUUACCACGAGCCCAUCCGCCCCAGUUAAGGUGCCACCAACCUGUGGUGUACACACAAGUCUGCCUGCUACUGUAACCUGUUGGUUAAUGACACAAUAUGAGCAUGGUGUUAGGACAGACUGAGAGAAUUGACACUAUCACUUUCUCUGAAUCAUAUUAGAUGUACAGUGGCUUCUAAAAGUAUUGGGACAGUGACAAUUUUUUUUUGUGAGAAAGUUAGAUGCACAAAUAUCAUCAUAGUCGUAUCAUUUCAAAACCAAAGUACACAGACAGAAUGUGUCACUGUUCCAAUACUUUUGGCGCUCACUGUAUGUGUUGUAACUGCUCAAGUAGACUGUGUGAGUUUGAUGACAUCACACUCAGUGCUUGACUUGGAUUGAAAUACUAUACGUGCCGGUACUCAUUUACCUGUACUGUUGUUUAUAUAAUUUAUAUUAUAUAUAUUUUAUAUAUAUAUGUAUGUCUGUGCAGGAACACUGCAAUACUUUUGAGCUAAUAUUCUAUAGGCGGUGCAGAAACUGAAGCAGUAGAACAUUGUUGGUGCCGGUACUCAGUUCCGGUGAGCUCCUGCCCACGUCAAGCACGGAUCACACGCUAUUAUGAGUGUCCCAGGAAGUCUUUGCUCUUUUCUGAAGCUCCAGUCAUUAAUGAAGAAGAAACCUAUCCAUGAUAUUUAAUGAAGUGCCUGUUAAAUUGUCAUAACAGGGUGCACUUUUUUUAGGGUUUUACAACCACAGGUUGGGAUAAUUAUGUUUUUAUUUCUGGACACUGUUGAGUAGUGGGCUGUUUCUUUACCCAUUCAUUUGUAAAAUAGGAUACUGAAUUAAUACUGCUCACAUCUGAGCAUGACUUCUGUAAGGAUUAGGAGGUAUAGUGACACAUAGAUCUAUGAAUGAUGUCAAUGGUGAGGUUGACAUCAUGGGACAAUGUGCUGGUGAUGCUUGGUUUGACUGAUUGUGUACUUUAAGUCUAUGAAACAUGUUAACUAUCAGAGGAUCAUUUCAUAAAUUGACAUUUUAAUGAU
Oncorhynchus nerka (sockeye salmon) is the source of this 2704-nucleotide messenger RNA. It is a transcript of the gene prrg4, whose product is annotated as proline rich Gla (G-carboxyglutamic acid) 4 (transmembrane). Gene Ontology annotation, molecular function: calcium ion binding. NCBI's taxonomy places the organism in Eukaryota, Metazoa, Chordata, Actinopteri, Salmoniformes, Salmonidae. Gene Ontology annotation, cellular component: plasma membrane; extracellular region. The coding region runs from base 464 to 1120 and encodes 218 amino acids. The record is from RefSeq and is a predicted model, not a curated record. The transcript is spliced from 7 exons.